Molecule: messenger RNA, 744 nt
Organism: Trypanosoma grayi
Lineage: Eukaryota; Euglenozoa; Kinetoplastea; Trypanosomatida; Trypanosomatidae
Exons: 1
Coding region: 1-744 (247 amino acids)
Source: RefSeq, a predicted model, not a curated record
AUGCUUGUUCAGGAUGUGAAGUUCUGCUUCAUCGCAGCCAACGUGACAAUCGGAGGACGCACCUACACACAGAUGCAGAAUGUGUCAGAGGAUUCAUGGGGAGAUGUGCCAGAGGGUCUCUCGGAUGAUGACGGUGAGUUGACCACAGGAUUGUCUGGUGGAGUCAUCGCCGGGAUUGCCAUUGCCGGCAUUGUUUUAUUAAGUGUUCUGGUUGCCGCUGUGGUGUAUGUGUUGCAUCAGCGAAGGAAGAACAGAAGGGAGUCACUGGACUCUGGCACACGACCCUCGCCGACGGUGCCACACUCUGUGCAGAGGCAACCAAACCCCCUGACAACUGUUUCUGCCGACACUUCCCCGCCCCCGACUGUUCCUCCGCAAGGCGAUGGUGCUGCCCAGGUGCCUGUUGUUGAACAAUUAGGCAACACAGUGCAGCGUCACGUGGACCCAAUAAAUAUGCAGGAGGUGAGGGGCGGGAAUUCAGUUCCUUCAGAGGAACCACACGAAGGCGGUGCGACAAAUCAAACCGAAAAUAUUACAGCUGCCAAUAACAACGAACACUACAACGUGAUAGCGAACAUGCUGAUGGGCCAAACCACUCCACGAGGUUCAACUCGUGCGAUGAUGGAGUGGAUGGAAAGGGACUUUUCGCAAUAUUUUUACACUGCGCUAAUGAAUCAAGCCCAGGGUGGUAGCGGUACUCGACCAAGAGGUGUGCUUCCUCAAGACAGUAGAAACGAAGAAUAA